Messenger RNA from Paramuricea clavata, 1383 nucleotides. The record is from the annotation of a GenBank genome assembly. Lineage: Eukaryota; Metazoa; Cnidaria; Anthozoa; Malacalcyonacea; Plexauridae.
AUGAAAUACAAGAAAAGUUUGCAAAAGGUUGAAAAGGUAUAUGACGAUUUAGUACAAAAACAUAAGAAAUUCACCGAGCUGAUCGAGGAAGAUAAAGAAUUUGAAGUGGAAAAGCACUGGCUCGAAGAAUGUCAACAACAAUUUCUUAGUUUGGAAUCUAGGGCUAAAGAGUACGUACAAAAAACACUAAAUGAGAAGAGCUUAAGUGAAAAGGCCGACAAAGAACAAGCUGAAGUCACAGUUAGCGACGAAACAACCGAGAAUACAAGCCGUAGAAGAAAUUAGUUCGGGAACACAAGUGGAAACACCGCAUAAUCAAAACAAUGAGCAGGCUAGCCACGAUUCCAUCGCUCAGGAUGGCACUUCGGAAAUUUGUGCUUUUAAGAUCGAAAAACCGAAAUUGUCGAGAUUGAACGGGGACGUACGAGACUACGCAAUAUUCAAAUCUGAUUUUAAACACAUUAUUGGCACUAAAUACAAUAAUAGAGACGCAAUUACUCUUUUGCGCACUGCCCUCAGUGGAAAACCGUUGGAAAUGAUGAAAGGUAUUGGGUUGGAUUAUAGUGCUGCGUGGGAUUAUUUGGACUCAGUUUAUGGGGACCCACGAUUUGUGGCGAUACAGUCACUCAAGAUAUUAUGAAAUUCAAGCCGUUGCGAAAUGAGGAAGAUUCACGUUUUUGUGAAUUGGUUCAUUUGGUAAGAAGAAGUUACAAUACCCUGAAGGAAUUGGGCCGUCCACAUGAUAUGGACAACAAUCAUAUAUUGGCAAUCAUAGAGCAGAAGAUGUGUAAUGAUGACCGAAAGGUAUGGGCACGUUACUUGGAAAGAGAAAAAAGAUCGAACCGAAAUUGAUGGACUUAAUAGAAUGGAUGACGGUUGAGAUGAAAUCAAGAAUGCGAGCGACAGCCCCUUUAAGAAAUGUGGGAAAGUUAGGAGUUCAUCACCUCUCCGGAGAGGAAUCCAACAUAACAAGGGCAUACAAGUGUUGGAUAUGCAAAUCAUUUGAUCACUGGGUGGAUCAAUGCCACAAGUUUACGACCAUGGCCCCAAACGAGCGAUUGAAGAUUAUCAGAGACAAUCAUGCAUGCUACAGCUGUCUCAAAAAAGCCGGAAGAGAACAUCGAGCAUCAAACUGCUGUCGAAGACGCCCAUGUACAGAAAUGAUCAAUAAUGUACCCGGCAACAAAAAUCAUCACCCUCUGUUACAUCCCAGUACAAAUCUCAUUGGUAUGCUAUCUUCUGUUUUUGAAGACCAAAGAUGCAUUACUUCCUAUUGUCUCAGGAUUUGUUGUUCGGAGAAACGGAGAACGUGAAGAAUCAAACAUACUAAUGGAUUCUGGAGCUCAGAUAAGCCUGAUAAGAACUGACGUGGCCCAUGAUUGA